Messenger RNA from Apis laboriosa (Himalayan honeybee), 861 nucleotides. RefSeq lists its product as uncharacterized. The record is from RefSeq and is a predicted model, not a curated record. Lineage: Eukaryota; Metazoa; Arthropoda; Insecta; Hymenoptera; Apidae. The transcript has 3 exons. The coding region runs from base 205 to 474 and encodes 89 amino acids.
GAAUCCAAAGCAAUCGAGUUGUAAGAGAACGGCAAUUCUGUUGUUUAUUCGCGGCUUUCCCCACUCGUGGCAAGUGUUUUCACCUCUUUAGUCUUUGCUCAGCGUAGUGUCGGCCCAAACAUCGCCAAGACAAGUGACGAGAUUUUGUUCUCUUCGAUCGGGCCGCGCUCUUUACCGGAAACACGAUCCAUCCUUCCGCGGACCAUGUCGCGACUUUUCAUCUUUUUUCUGGCUUGUCUCCUCGUGACCAUUGCUAUCUCGUACGCAAAACCAACGAUCUAUAAAAGGAAUCAAGACAAUGUGUUCGAACCAGUGAUGAUACCAGUUUCAUCUACAGUGAUUCCUCUUCCCGUCUAUAAAAUGGAAUAUAAUUUUGGAUUUGUAUCAAAAAAUAAAAAAGCACAAUCAUCGUCUAAACCUGAAGAUGGAGUUAAACUAAUAACAAUCAAGAAGAGUCAAGAUAAAAAAACAUAAAUCCAUGAAAAUUAUUAUGUGAUUUUACGAUGAUAAAUCGUAAAAUUUGUCAAUAAUGAAGCAAUAUAAAUUCAUUAUUGUUAUAUGAUAAUCUACAUCAAUUGUGCAAAAAUUUCAAAUAAAUCUCGGAUUUAUUUUAUAUAUGUGCGCGUGCGAGUGUGUGUACAACAGAUUUUAAAAAUUGCAUUAUGCAGUAAUAAGUUUUCAGACCAAAAAUUAAUUUACCUCGAUAACUAAUAUUAAUAAUUUUUGUUCAGUAUGAAUUUAUAUUAAUUUUAAUAAGUGAAACAAAAAUCAAAUAUUAAAAAGCCAAAUUGUAUUAACUAAAAACAGAAUUUGUUAAGUUUUUGUAUUUAAUAAAAAUAUAAUGCAUCGUUUUUAAUAUUA